Messenger RNA from Mya arenaria, 645 nucleotides. RefSeq lists its product as uncharacterized. Bases 1 to 645 code for a protein of 214 amino acids. The transcript has a single exon. NCBI's taxonomy places the organism in Eukaryota, Metazoa, Mollusca, Bivalvia, Myida, Myidae. The record is from RefSeq and is a predicted model, not a curated record.
AUGACACCCAUCCAUCCACUGGCAACCAAGUUUGACACCCAUCCAUCCCUACCAGCAGACAAGCUUGACACCCAUCCAUCCCUACCAGCAGACAAGCUUGACACCCAUCCAUCCCAACCAGCAGACAAGCUUGACACCCAUCCAUCCCUACCAGCAGACAAGCUUGACACCCUUACAUCCCUACCAGCAGACAAGCUUGACACCCUUCCAUCCCUACCAGCAGACAAGCUUGACACCCUUCCAUCCCUACCAGCAGACAAGCUUGACACCCAUCCAUCCCUACCAGCAGACAAGCUUGACACCCUUCCAUCCCUACCAGCAGACAAGCUUGACACCCAUCCAUCCCAACCAGCAGACAAGCUUGACACCCUUCCAUCCCUACCAGCAGACAAGCUUGACACCCAUCCAUCCCUACCAGCAGACAAGCUUGACACCCAUCCAUCCCAACCAGCAGACAAGCUUGACACCCAUCCAUCCCUACCAGCAGCCGAGAAUGACACCCAUCCAUCCCAACCAGCCGACAAGCUUGACACCAAUCCAUCCCAACCAGCAACGAAAGAUGACACCCACCCAUCCCGAUCAGCAACCAAAGUUGACACCCACCCAUCCCGAUCAGCAACCAAAGUUGACACCCACCCAUCCUGA